AUGGUCCUCUCCGCCAAUCGGAAGGCUGGGAGGGCGGCGGGCCAGGAGAGGGAUUCUCCGUGCCGUGGGCGAGAUGCAGAUCGGGUGUCCCGGGCUCCCGCUAGCUUCUCCGCCCUCGCGAGCCGAGGUGCAGGUGCUGUGGCUUCUUAGCGUCUGGGGCUCAGGCCCCGCGCGCUUCGCUCCUUCUCAGCCGCUUCUCUCGAGCUACGUCUCGGCCGUCUGCCGUCUGCGUGGGCCUGAAAGGCGCAGCUGCACUUGAAGCGUUGGCAUUUUUAAAAUAUUUAAUCAUUCAUGAGUUGAGCUUCAUUCUUGAGUCAUGGAUGACAAGGCUUCUGUUGGAAAAAUCAGUGUCUCCUCAGACUCUGUGUCUACUCUUAAUAGUGAAGAUUUUGUCUUGGUUUCCAGGCAAGGAGAUGAGACACCAUCUACAAAUAAUGGAAGUGAUGACGAGAAAACAGGACUCAAGAUUAUAGGGAAUGGAAGUGAACAGCAGCUGCAAAAAGAGCUAGCAGAUGUGCUGAUGGAUCCUCCAAUGGACGACCAGCCAGGGGACAAGGAGCUUGUGGAAAGGUCACAGCUGGAUGGCGAAGGAGAUGGGCCUCUUUCUAAUCAACUCUCAGCUUCAUCCACCAUUAACCCUGUGUCAUUAGUAGGGCUCCAGAAACCAGAGAUGAGCCUGCCAGUGAAACCUGGACAAGGAGAUUCUGAAAGGUCAAGUCCUUUCACACCAGUGGCAGAUGAGGACAGUGUAGUUUUCAGCAAACUAACUUAUUUAGGCUGUGCCUCAGUAAAUGCUCCCAGGAGUGAAGUAGAAGCCUUGAGGAUGAUGUCCAUCUUAAGGGGCCAAUGUCAGAUCUCACUUGAUGUAACCCUGUCAGUGCCGAACGUAUCUGAAGGAACUGUGAGGGCCCAGGAUGAAGCCUGGAAUGUUGUACUCUUAGAUCCUCAGACAAACACUGAAAUAGCAAACUACCCUAUCUACAAAAUCCUCUUCUGUGUCAGAGGGCAUGAUGGAACUCCUGAGAGUGACUGUUUUGCUUUCACUGAAAGUCAUUACAAUGCAGAGCUCUUCAGAAUACAUGUCUUUCGGUGUGAAAUACAAGAAGCUGUGAGCCGGAUACUUUACAGUUUUGCCACUGCCUUCCGCCGUUCUGCCAAGCAGACCCCACUUUCAGCAACUGCUGCACCUCAGACUCCUGACAGUGACAUCUUUACCUUCUCUGUGUCUCUAGAAAUAAAAGAAGAUGAUGGUAAAGGUUAUUUUAGUGCAGUUCCUAAAGAUAAAGACAGACAAUGCUUUAAACUACGCCAAGGAAUUGAUAAGAAGAUUGUCAUCUAUGUGCAACAAACAACUAAUAAGGAACUUGCCAUUGAAAGAUGUUUUGGUCUUCUCCUUAGCCCAGGAAAAGAUGUACGAAAUAGUGACAUGCACUUGUUAGAUUUGGAAUCUAUGGGCAAAAGUUCAGAUGGCAAGUCCUAUGUUAUUACUGGGAGCUGGAAUCCAAAAUCCCCACAUUUUCAAGUUGUAAAUGAAGAAACUCCUAAAGAUAAAGUGCUGUUUAUGACCACAGCUGUUGAUUUGGUAAUAACAGAAGUACAGGAGCCUGUUCGCUUUCUUCUAGAGACAAAAGUCCGAGUUUGCUCACCUAAUGAAAGAUUAUUCUGGCCCUUCAGCAAACGUAGUACUACUGAAAAUUUCUUUUUGAAACUUAAACAGAUAAAGCAAAAGGAGAGAAAGAACAAUACUGACACUUUAUACGAAGUUGUAUGCUUGGAAAGUGAAUCAGAGAGAGAGAGGAGGAAAACUACAGCCAGUCCCUCAAUUCGCCUGCCACAGUCAGGAUCUCAGAGUUCAAUGAUACCUUCUCCUCCAGAAGAUGAUGAAGAGGAAGAUAAUGAUGAGCCUCUCUUGAGUGGAUCUGGUGAUGUAUCCAAAGAAUGUGCAGAAAAAAUUCUUGAAACAUGGGGAGAACUGCUGUCUAAAUGGCAUCUCAACUUGAGCGUGAGGCCAAAGCAGUUGUCAUCCUUAGUAAGAAGCGGUGUUCCUGAAGCUCUUAGAGGAGAAGUCUGGCAACUUCUAGCAGGUUGUCACAACAACGACCACCUGGUAGAAAAAUACCGAAUUCUCAUCACUAAGUCUCUCAGGCAUGUCCGACUCUUUGCAAGCCCAUGGACUAUAGCCCACCAGGCUCCUCUGUCCCUGAAAUUUUUCAGGCAAGAAUACUGGAGUGGGUUGCCUUUUCAUUCUCCAGGGGAUCUUCCUGACCCAAAGAUCAAACCCACAUCUUCUGCAUCGCCUGCAUUGGAGUCUCCCCAGGACAGUGCUAUCACUCGUGAUAUUAACCGGACAUUCCCAGCCCACGACUACUUUAAGGACACAGGAGGAGAUGGACAAGAUUCCUUAUAUAAAAUAUGCAAGGCUUAUUCUGUGUAUGAUGAAGAGAUUGGCUAUUGCCAAGGCCAGUCGUUUCUCGCUGCUGUUCUGCUUCUCCAUAUGCCUGAGGAACAAGCGUUCAGUGUUCUGGUCAAGAUCAUGUUUGACUAUGGUCUCAGGGAACUUUUCAAGCAAAACUUUGAAGAUCUGCAUUGCAAAUUUUACCAGUUGGAGCGCCUCAUGCAGGAGUACAUUCCUGACCUGUACAACCACUUCCUGGAUAUCAGCCUUGAAGCACACAUGUAUGCCUCCCAGUGGUUUCUUACGCUCUUCACUGCAAAAUUCCCUCUCUACAUGGUCUUCCAUAUCAUCGACCUGCUCUUAUGUGAGGGAAUAAGUGUUAUAUUUAACGUCGCCCUUGGGUUGUUAAAGACUUCCAAAGAUGACUUGCUACUGACAGACUUUGAAGGUGCCCUGAAAUUCUUCAGGGUUCAGCUUCCUAAGAGAUACCGCUCAGAAGAAAAUGCAAAAAAACUAAUGGAGCUAGCUUGCAACAUGAAGAUUAGUCAGAAGAAGUUGAAAAAAUAUGAAAAAGAGUAUCACACCAUGAGGGAACAGCAGGCCCAACAAGAAGACCCCAUUGAGCGAUUUGAGCGAGAGAAUAGGCGCCUACAAGAAGCUAACAUGAGGUUGGAACAGGAAAAUGACGACUUAGCCCAUGAGCUGGUGACCAGCAAGAUCGCACUGCGAAAAGACCUGGAUAACGCUGAGGAAAAGGCAGAUGCACUGAACAAGGAGCUGCUUAUGACCAAACAGAAGUUGAUUGACGCAGAGGAAGAGAAAAGAAGGCUGGAAGAAGAGUCUGCUCAGUUAAAAGAGAUGUGCCGGCGGGAGCUCGACAAGGCUGAAUCCGAGAUUAAAAAAAACAGCUCUAUCAUUGGCGACUACAAGCAGAUUUGUUCUCAGUUGAGUGAAAGAUUGGAGAAGCAGCAGACUGCUAAUAAAGUGGAGAUUGAGAAAAUUCGGCAAAAAGUAGAUGACUGUGAACGCUGCCGGGAGUUUUUCAACAAAGAAGGGCGCGUAAAGGGCACGGGCUACACUAAGGAAGAUGUGGAUGAGGAUACAGAUGAGGAGAAGGAGACACUCAAGAACCAGCUGAGAGAGAUGGAGCUGGAACUGGCACAGACCAAGCUGCAGCUGGUGGAAGCAGAGUGUAAGAUCCAGGACUUGGAGCACCAUUUAGGCCUUGCCCUCAACGAGGUCCAGGCAGCCAAGAAGACGUGGUUUAACCGAACACUGAGCUCCAUAAAGACGGCAACCGGGGUUCAAGGGAAAGAGACUUGCUGAGAGCAGCUGCUGCCUCCAGACCCUUCAGAAAACAUGACACCUUUUGUUGCCUUCUUUGGCCAGAUGUGUGAUUCUGUGACAUGUCCCAGGACAGAAUGUCCCUAAGUCAGAUCCAUAGAAGCCUGUCGGGAGGGAGGUCACUGUGGACCAGAGCCCGUGAGGCCCUCCUCACUGCUGAUACUAACAGGCCCGCUGACUCGCCUGCCGCUCUGGACUCUCUGAACAUCAUUCCUCUGUGUGACCUCCGGCCUCUUCCCAUUAGGUCAGCUCGUUCCCAGCCCAGCGUCCAAGGUGACGUUAUCAGAGUUUGGGGAUCUUCAGGCUGUUGGUUUUUUUCUAAACUUUUUUUUUUUAAAUACACACACACAUACAAAUAUAUAUAUAUAUAUAUACAUAUAUAUAUAUAUACAGGGGGACGUAGGGCAGGGGAUCAGUAACGCAAGUGUCUGCUCCAGCACUGCAGAGGGUCCUCCGGGUAGACAUGGAGAAGCACUUUGUUUAAAUAGGAGGGUUUCAUGGUUGUAGUUGAAGCCACCUAGUUUUGUUAAACUCUACAAUGCACAGGUUUUUGGUUUGGCAUUAUUCAUGUUUCUGAUCAAUUCUAUGCAACUCUCAUAGUUUCUGUUGUUUUUAUUGUUAGCUGCCAAAUGACUCCACAGUGCUGGGGUGGGUGACUCGAUCGGCUGUGAGACUGGAUUAAUCAUAACGUGGACAAAUCUUAUUUUGCUUAAUGUGUCUGUCUGUCUGUGUGUGUGUGUGUGUGUGUGUAUAAAUAUCUUUUUCCCAAUGCACCCAACUGACAGUGUUUAAAUCCCAGACCAGGACUGAUCUGCACAAGUUAAUUAUGUGGUUAUUUGGGCACUUACUCCACUCAAGGUUUGUCGGGCUCUGCACUCCACCCUGCUGUCGCGAGAGCUGUGAAGAGCACCUUCACUUCAAGGUUCCUAGUGUUUUUGCACAACAGGUUGUACAAGUGAGAAAGACUCUGAGCUCUGUGUGUGUGUGUGAGAGAGAGAGAGAGUGAGUGUGUGAAUGUAAGGCUGUGCAGACACACAUGCCAAGAGGCCCGCGUCCGACUGGCCUGUGUCCCUGCCUGCCUGGGCCCUCCCUGGGGUGAGGCCAGGGCAAGCCUUGCUCUUCAGAAGGGCUGCAAGUUCUCACUUCAAAACUAUAGAACACCUUUUUUUAAAAAAUAACUUUAGACUUUUAAUUUAUAUAGUGAUAACGCUGACAGGCUGUCUCGCGGAUGAUUCUGCCGUCUUCUCUGCUCGCAGUGUGGAGGUAGCUGGUUACAAGAGGCACUGGUUUGUAUAUAAAGACACUUGGGUUGUUUUCUGUGUCUUUUCCUGUUGGCUAUAUUAACACUUGCUGAGGUCAUCGGUGAUAAGGGAGGUAAUGAGCGGCAAUCCCUGAUCCCCCAAACCGCCCCCCACAGCUCUCUGUGUCGUUCUUGUUCAGUUACCGAAACCGCUAUAAGCCCAUCUAAAACUAGGUGUGUGGACGUUGUGCUAGGGUAGUUUCACUGUGUCAACUUUAUGAACUGAAAUAUAAACCAGUAAAAUUGUAUUACUGUUUCUUUUGUUGGUUUUAUUUUAACAGCAUAUUCAUUAAAUAUUUUGGUACAAACAGCA
Molecule: messenger RNA, 5352 nt
Organism: Dama dama (fallow deer)
Lineage: Eukaryota; Metazoa; Chordata; Mammalia; Artiodactyla; Cervidae
Gene: RABGAP1
Product: RAB GTPase activating protein 1
Exons: 28
Coding region: 317-3721 (1134 amino acids)
Source: RefSeq, a predicted model, not a curated record